ACGGUGCACUAGACAAGAAGAAGAAGAAGAAGAAGAAGAAGAAGAAGAAGAAGAAGAAGAAGAAGAAGAAGAAGAAGAAGAAGAAAGCGCAUGCGCAUCAAAACUAGCUGCUUUACGUGCAGUGCGAACAUAUUGACAUAUUCAGCUUUUAAAUGGCUAACUCUGCCUGGUCAGAAAGUGUUCUCCGACUCCUCCGCCGAAUGAAUAACUUCUAUUUACCAGUCUCGAAUCGUGAGAACUGCAUUAGGUUUAAGAUAGGCGAAGCGCAAGUCGGUUGGAUUCCUCCCCAUGUAGCCUCACUGUUGGGACGGUAUCCAGAGGUGUUCAGUCCGCCACACGAUGGCGCAGUGUCACUUUCUCACAGUCUGGACUCCUACCAGAAGAGAUCCGAGGCUGUGGACGCCGUCCUACAGACUCUGAGACAAGAGGGCUCCCUGCCCUGCCUUAAAGGAUGGAGAGAUGAGAAAUACAGCGUGAUGUCAAAAUUCUCCGACCCUCCUCUGAUGUGGAUGGAAAGAGCUGCAACAUGUCUUUUUGGGGUGAAACGGUAUGGGGUCCAUCUUAAUGGUUACACUGUCAGUAGCAGUGGCGAGGUCAGCAUGUGGCUGGCACGACGCUCCCCCGCUAAGCAGACAUACCCUGGACUUCUGGACAAUGUGGCAGCAGGGGGUCUGGCGGCUGGGCUCAGCAUCAAACAAACUCUGGUCAAAGAAUGUCAGGAGGAAGCUUGUAUCCCAGCAGCCAUUGCUGAGAAGGCUUGUCCUGUUACCACAGUAAGCUACACCUAUGAGGACAAAGAAGGGGUCUAUGCAGAAACUCAGUUUGUCUUUGAUUUGGAACUUCCGCUGGAUUUCAAGCCCAUUAUAGGGGAUAAAGAGGUGCAAGACUUCUACCUCCUGUCCAUAGAUGAGGUGAAGGACCUGUUGGCCACUGAAGACUUCAAACCCAACUGUGCCAUGGUGGUCUUGGACUUCCUCAUUAGACAUUCAUUUAUUGAGCCAGACACAGAGCCAUGUUAUCAGGAAUUUGUGGCAGGACUCCAUCAGACAUUAGAAUGAAGCUGAGGACUGAGCCCACUGUCAGGCCAAGACACCACCUGCUGGAUGUUGCACUGUUUCUUAGUGCUGUAUUGUAGACAACUGCACUUGUUUCUGUUUCUUGAGGACGUUUGAGGUUGAUGGUCCAUUUCUGUCCAUUUCUUUAUUAUGAUUAGAAACCUGCAGCUCGACAGAGGAAACCGUCGACUGGAGUUCUUUUGCUCCCUCCUGAACUGGAUUCAGGAUAUUGUUUGGUCUGGAGCAACCCACCAAGUCAGUCAGUUAACAGUCCACAGGGUCCUCAUUUAUAAAACAGACUUAUUAUCAGUUUUGAUCUCAAGUAUGACAUAAGUGUAGGUAGUAAUUUGUAAAACCUUAAUUUUGAUGUGGCAAUAAUGUUUUCUCUAAACAAAAUAUAAACACGAGUAAGUGAUUUUAGUUAUAUAUGGGUUUUGCAGUUUGUGAAACAUCUGUCCAAGUCUGCAGUGAGAUUUUUUGAACAAUAUGCGGUGGCAACACACACUCAACCUUCUAUUUAGGCCACUGAAUAUGGUCUACCAUAUUCAAAGUUCAAUUUAAUCUUUUGUUCCAUGACUUUUCUUGACUGAACCCUCAUUUGUGCUGCAUUAUGGAAGGGGAAACCACAAGGCAAGUGCCAUCCAUUUAAGUUGAUUUAAGGUCAACAUAUCACAGGUUAGUUUCAAAUGGAAUUUUUAGAACCUGCUUAAAGGGGCUCUGCGGAACUUCUGUUUUGUGGUGGAAGCCGUUUAUUAGCUCAUGUACGCGGACCCCACUUUUAAACUAACAUUAGCUACUGUUGCUCUCUGUUAGCAGAGCCGGGAGAGGCACUGAGAUGAGGCACUUGAGAAUGUAUAUAUAAAGUCACAUCCUUUGUACUGUCAUGGAAAAUCCAAACUGAGUCCUUGAAAAAGAAAUCCACCCAGCCCAGUAGCACUUAAAAACUUAAAUCAUCCACAGGCUUGUAUAGGACACCAGAUGAGACAGAGACGAAGCAUAGUCUGAUAUGAGUCUGAUAUCUUCAUGUAUAAAUCUAAGAACAAUUUUAUAAAUGAGACCCAAGGUAUGUGUUCCCAAAAUCAAGAACAAGCUUCACCGCUUCAGUCUUGUAGGGUGACUACAUCCCAUUUUUUCCAAUCCAAGUAAUCUUGUCAAGCACUGUUCAUUACAUGGAAUCAUUAAACUUGUUCCAAGGUGCUGAUUGUCCUUUGUGAAAUAUUUAAUCUAUUUUAUUACCGCUGACAAUGCAAACUACAAAUUUAGCAAGAAAAAUAAAGGUUUUUUUCCCUUUUUGUUUGAACAGUAACCACCAAUUGUUCACAGUAAAGUGUGUUUACAGAUUUUGGGGAGUACUACUGCAUAUGUGAAAAAAGAAAUCUGAAGCCUUUUGUGGCUCCAGCUGAAGCUGCAAGUAAACUGAAAUUCUUCCAGUGAUGUCACACAAAGGCUUAAUUGCAUUGUGGGUGCCAUGUUUCCAAAAGUAAGUUGAAUGCAUAAAAUAAAAAAUGAUAUGUGGUUCUGCUGGUGCCUACAUUCCCCAUAAUGAAACACAGUCAUUGCAUGACAUCACUUGAGGCAAUUUAUCAGA
Messenger RNA from Acanthopagrus latus (yellowfin seabream), 2643 nucleotides. RefSeq names its product thiamin pyrophosphokinase 2 (gene tpk2). Bases 153 to 1058 code for a protein of 301 amino acids. NCBI's taxonomy places the organism in Eukaryota, Metazoa, Chordata, Actinopteri, Spariformes, Sparidae. The transcript has 9 exons. The record is from RefSeq and is a predicted model, not a curated record. Gene Ontology annotation, molecular function: 8-oxo-dGDP phosphatase activity.